AUGGUAAGCAAUCGUAUUCGUCGUCCCGCGGACAGCGGUGUAGCAACCGCUGUUGCCUCAAUCAUACAGCACCAAAAGUUCAAAAAGAUGCUCAUUUUUGGACUUCGGUCUCUGGCAGAUUUGUGCAGCCCUUCGUUACAACUGUUUGUUGAGAACUCUCUGGAUGCCUUGGACAAGAAUGUUGUCCCUGGAAUACUCACCGCGGUUGAAAAUUUUAGUGACGAUGAGGAUAUAACUUUAUGUGCAUCCCAGAUUUUGUCCGCAAUGGCAUGUGGAUGUGUAGAGGAAAAGGAUAAUCCAGCCAUCGUCAAGAAGCUGCUAAAUGAUGGCGGUUUGAAGGCUAUUGAGAAGAUUUUAAGCACUAGCCCCUCGGAUGAACUAACAUUGGAUCACUGUUUCACAUUCAUAGACAAGCUAUCAACCCUUGGGUCGAUUCCAAAUGGAGGACUUCCUAUCAUUCCCAAUAUCUGCAAAGCAUUGGAUAACGUAUCUUCUGCGGAUGUUGCCGGUAAAGCAAUGUUAUGUUUUUGCUUUUUCGCAAAAUCAGGUGCAGGAUCAGUUGCCAUUCGGGAUAAUGGAGGUAUAAAGGGUCUGCUUACUGUCUGUGUAGCACUUUCCUCUGAUUCACAAAUUAUUCCAAUUGUAGAAAAUUGUUUUAAGGCUCUCAAGAGCAUUGCUGAUUUAAAGGUUUUGGAUGAUACAUAUUUGGAAAUGAUCAUCACCCUUGUUGAAAUAUGCAAGAGUUCAAAACUUGUGAUGAACCGUGCGAGUGAUAUUAUCAAGGCUGUUGUGAGUACUGAAAAGUUACAGCAGAGUUUAACAGGUUUACAAAAAUAUGAGCCAGGUACCCAAGAACACAAGGUAGCUGUGAAUACAUUAAAGUCUCUAUCAUAUAUUACCACUAUUGCUGACGAGCUUGCGAAAGCAAAUGGAAUUCCUCUAUUAAUUGAUUUAAUACAAAAUACAGUUCCAAAGUUGGCAUCACAUGGAGCUGAUAUAGCAGACGUAAUUUGUGGAGCUUCUAGGAUGCUUGCAGGAAUAUCAUCUAAUUAUGGUAAGGAAGUUAUUGAACAUUCCGGCAUAAAGACCCUAGUUGCUGCACUGGCAGCAACUAUUGAGUAUCCGUCAUCAGUAAGUGCUAUAUCUGACGCACUAGCGUCCUUGCUUCGUUGUGGUUGUGAACCGUUUUUGAAUCACAAUGCUAUAGGAGUUGCCUUACCAAUUCUCUAUCAGCUUUCUGAAAACGCAACUGUUGCAUCAUCGCUUAUGAACUUUGUUUCUGCUGCCUCUCAGUUCCCUGAAUUGCAUUCAGAAUUUGUAGAAAACAAGGUCAUAGAAAUACUUUCUACUUGUUGUCAAUACCAUGUUAAUAAUUUGGCGUAUCACAUGAAUACUAUUCAAGUUCUUAACCGUUUCUCAUCAUAUGUUAAAGACUUGUCCACCGUUUAUGAGUAUGGAGGUUUGCAAGGUAUAGCAAUAUCUCUAGCAUUUAACUACAAAGAUCUAAAAUAUUGCCUUGAAACAUUGGAUCUUUUGCUAACAUUUGCAGCAACCCCUGGAGCUCAACAGUACAUGACUAGUGGUGAUACAUUGGUCACAGAUUCUAUAUUAGAACUUAUGAUAUUCCAUAGGGAUAAUGCAUUGGUUAUUGAUCGCUCAGUUAAGGUUCUUGAAAUUUUGGUUGUGGAUGAAGAUGUAAAGAGAUAUAUGUCCGGGUUGACUAUAGCGCUUCCAAAUGCACGGGAAGACGUUGAAGGUACUUAUCGUAAACUGGCAGCUGUAACUGGCCUCUACCGUAUAGCUCGCUUACGCCCAUCAAUAGCUGCACACAGUGUACUGCCUCAAAUUAUGAAGACAGUAUCUUCAUGGGUUGAAGGAGCCCAGUUUGAAGGCAGAACUAUGUUAACCAGAGCUGCACUUCAGACUACUCUUUUAUCAUCCGAAGAUGGGAACGGUUGUCAAGCAAUGAUAACUACUGUUUCUGAUCUAGCGUGCUUAUCCCAGGUUAAGAGGAUUAUAGAUUUGGAAAACGUAGAGGACAAUUUCUUACUUCAUUGUACCUUUGCUUUGAAGCAACUUUGUUCUGUUGAACGUUCAUAUGCUCCAGAGCAAUGUGUAGAAACUGUAGAGGCUGUAAGCCGUGUCAUGCGCAAGUACAGUGAUAUCCGCCAAGCUGAGAUGGCAUGUAUUGAAGCUAUUUCGAAUUUUAUCAAGGUUACUGGAAAGAUUGGUCUGGAUGCUCUCAUAUCUACAGGAGCUCUCGCUGGUAUUGUGAGUUAUCUUACAAAGGUUCCAAUGUAUCUCAACUGUCAAAUUCUCGGUAUAUCCCUUUUAUGUACAUGUGCUCAGAUGGAUCCGAGCGCAGUGGAGUGCUUGAAAAAGUGCAACUGUUUCCAGCUUUUACGUAUAGUAAAUAGAACCCACACCAGAAAUAGGAGAUUGAAGACGAUGGUUGGAAUGUUGCUUUCUAUGCUCAUGCCAGCUGAUGCCUUGGAGACUGAGUUAUCACAACUAUUUGCAGAUUUAGAGAAUUAUAUGUCUGCAAAGGACUUUGAGGGUGUACAUACAACAUUAGUGUCCAUAAACCAACUCUUGGUAUCAAAAGAGGCUAUAAGGAUUUCAGCAAGGUUAAAUAUUGGUGAUCAUCUUACCAAGGCAUCUAGUUGGAUAAUUGCAAAUGUCAAACUAGCGGAUAAGGUUGCAGUUCAUGAGGAGGGGGAUUUAACUGGAAAAGAUUUGGUAGAUUCUGUACUUUAUGAGUUGGCUCAAGUAACAUUGAACAUGUGUCAGACUAGGAUCGGUCUAGUGUAUUGCACAAAGAUGAAGUUUCCUUGCAUUGAUUUGCAUGUUUUUUCAAAUUUGAAGGGUAAAAUAUCACCAUAUAUGGAAGAUGCAGCUGUAGCAUCUUUGGAUGCUCUUACACUCCUUUUUAGCCAUGACAAACUCAAUAUAGAUGUUGCACUUUCUGAAGACAUAUUUUCCAAGAUUUGCCAAAGCUUAUCCAUCUUUUUGGACUCUCCGGGAGUAAUUCGUAGCAUAUGCAAGUGUAUAGCCUCUCUCUGCAGCACUCCUGGUAGGAUUGAAAAACUUGUUACCGACAAAGAUUUUGUUGCCUUUUCUAAUAAGCUUGUCUCUGUUUUGCAGGAAGAUUCAGUACCUGUCAAACUCAAUUCUCUGGCAGCUCUAUAUGAAUUACUUAAAACCAAGGAUGAUUGUCUUCUUGAUUACUUCUCUUCACAAACUUGCAUAAUUACAUCACUGAUACACGUUUUGGAAAUGAAUGCUGAUAACGCUGAGUUGGUAAAACUGGCUUCAGAAUGCCUGGGAUACUUUGGUAAAAAGAGGCUUUUAUCUAAGAUUCCAGAACUUGUGCUUGUUUUGGAUCAUGUAUCAAAGGCUAUGAAUUUGCACAAGUGCGAAGAGUCCGUGGUGCUUCCGCUUUUGAAAUUUUUGGUUGAAUUGAUUUGUAAUGAGAAUAAGGAUUUGUUCAAGCAGAGUGGUAUAGUGAAUGUGAUAUCCAGUGUAAUGAUGAUUCAUGUUGGAAAUGAUGAAAUUGCGCAAUUGGGUGGUAUCUUGUUCGGAUACCUCGGUGCAGAAUGUCAAAUUAGGGCUCUCAUGCGCAAUGUUAUUGAAGUUGUUGAAAAGAAAGAAGAUACCAUGCCACAAGAGGUUGAUAAAUUGUGUACGAAUUUGGCUAUAUACUUACUUUCUCCUCUUGAAAAUAGAGAAGAGGCUUUGGCAGAAACUGAAAAGUUUUUGUCUAGCGUCAACACUUGUAUGGCAUAUGCAGCUGAUAACCAAAAUUUAAUGGUUAGCACUACGUGUGUAUCUAGAAGACUUUGUGAUUCUGCAUUUGACGAUUACGAAGAUCAAUUUGGUGCAUGGGCAGUGGGAUCCUCUAGCAACUUAUCCCAGAUUGCUGCUAUAGUAAACACUGAUUUUGGUGCAUGUAAUAUGAAAUUUUUGUGUCACGCAUAUCGUGUUUUUUCAGCCUGUGCGGUUAAUAUUUAUACAACAGAUUUGAUGCAAACUGAGGCAACUAAACUUAUGGCUAGAACAUUUGAGCUUUUGGAACGCUAUAAGGCAAAUCCUGAUCUAACUCAUGCUAUUUUGGACUUUUUGUUAUAUCUCUCUAAAUCACCUCUUUCUUCUGGUAACCAGGAAAAUAGCGGUUCAGGGGUUAUUUUGGGUCAAGCAAAGCUAUUAAAUGUUAAUGUUGUGACAAAACUCAUUGAUUCAAUGACAAAUAACAAAUCACUUGAUUCUGUAGUUGUUCCCGCUAUGAAUCUACUCUCCCAACUUGCAAGUUGUUCAUCUGAACUCCCGAGGGAUUCUGUCAACGAUGCACUUGACGUAUGUGACCGUUUGUGUAUAGGUGAAGUCUCUGAGGAGCGUAAACAAGCCUAUAUUGGCCUUGUAAUUAGCCUAUUAAAGAAUGGAUACAUUAAGGAUAGUAAGCACAUUGAUGCAAUUUGCAUGAUGAUAACCUCUGGUGGGUGCGAAGGUAUUACCGCUCUGCAAUUUAUUGCUGCCGCAGCGGCCGGGGGAUUUUUGAAGAUUCUAGAGAAACUUGGAGUUAUUAAAAAGCUUUCGGAUAUGUUAGAUAGUAAUUCAUGCCAGGAUAAGGACUUUGUUUUGGCUUUACUUGCAGCUCUCGAUAAAAUGGUGGAAGCAGAUCCAGAGAAUUCUGCCGUAGUAUUGAAGAGUGCACUACCUCAACUCUUACAUCCUGCGACUAUACUUCUCAAGGACGCAGAAGCAGCUCAUGCGUUCUUGGACUUGCUUGCAAAAGCAGCAAAGACCGAGGGAGUAGGUCGUAUACUCAAUAGCAUAAAGGAUCUCUUUACAAUUUUAGGAGGAAUUAAGGAAUUUGCAAAAUCUGUGUCUGACUCUGAGUUGGAAAAGAAGGUUAUUCAGGUUAUGGAGGCUAUUAAAAGCGAUUUACCUAAAAAGAAAACUUGUCAAACAGUGUAUAUAAGCCUAGAGGCAAAGAAACAGGAUGGAGCCUCAAUAAAUGCAGCAGAAACACCACUUUUGGUGGAAGAUAUCAGGUUUUUAGUGACUACCAUGGAGGGAUAUGUAUCUAAAACACUAUCUUAUGACGAUGAAGAUGGAUUAGACCACACGUUUGGUUCCAUGUCAAUUGAACUUUUGUCCAAAGUAUCUGACAAUGGUAAAAUUUUGGUCGAUAUUGGAGCUCCAGCUGUUAUGCUUAAGGCUCUUUCAACACAACGAGAUUUAAAAAUUCUAAACGCUACUACCUCUGCAUUAUGUUCAGCUUGUCUUAACGCUACCUUUGUGGUUUCGUUGGUUUCAAAUAAGGCGUCUUUGUCUGAAAUUUCCAAAUAUCUAGCAAAGUUGCAUGCAAAGGACGGUAUUAUUGUACCUCCUCCAACACAGGACUCUACUACAAAUGUUUUGGAAUUGGCUUUAAUAAAUGCUCUAAUGUUGGUUGAAAAUAGUGCGGUAAAUAGGCGCAUUUAUCUAAAUUCAGAUGUAAUCAACGUGGUUGUAAAAAUUUGGGACGCUUAUGAUGCUAAAGAGUACACAGCAUUGCGUUUACUUCGCCAGAUAUUUAGGACUUUACGUAAGAUUGUAGCAGAAGAACAUCUGGACAUAAUGUUGAGAUGCCGUAUGGUUAGCAGAAUAAAGACCAUAUUUUCAGAGUCUAAGGAUCAUUCUGUUAUUCCAGAUGCACUCUUCUUGGUUGGAAGUUUGGCUGUUGUUCCUACAAUGAAGAAUCAAAUUUAUGAAGAAAAGCUGUUGGAUAGCAUCAUAGAACUUGUACAACGCCAUUUGGCUGAAACUAACGAUUCUACACAUGCUAUCGUUACAAAUGCAUGUUUGGCUCUCGCAAACAUUUGUGUAGAAACAAAAGUGACCUCUGAACGUUUUAUUCAAUUGAAUGGACCAAAGUACAACGUAGAUGUUUUGACGAAAUUUAAGGAUGUACACGAAGUUGUAAAUGGUGGUAGUAUUUUACUUUGCAAUUUGCUUUACAAGAAUGAUACUUUGAAGGAGUUAUAUGGUAAAAAUGGCGCACCAGCUGCACUCGUGAAUUGUCUAACCACGUUUGCAAGUUCUUCUGAUGAACUUUCGAUGCGUUGUAUAGAAACUUUGUUCAAGGCUAUUUCUAACUUGGGGCUUUACGCAAAGAAUGUUUCCUUUUUCCUUGAUGCUGGCGUACAUAACAGUUUCCAGGUUUGGCUAAGUCACUUGGAUGCUGGUUAUCCAGAUGCCAAGCUGAAAAUUGGCUUGCAAACUUUAUCCAAUCUGGUCAUGGAAAACAAGGUUGAAAAUAUGACAGCAUUUGGUAUAGUGCAGACUCCCAUUUUGGGAAUUUUAACUCAGGAACGUGUUGAUGGUAAGGUAAUGUUCCUAUUGCUGGAUAUCUUAUCUUCGCUUUGUCGUUUUGAAGCAAAUUGCAAGGCUUUUUUGGAACAAGACGGUUUAUAUCUCACUAUGAGGACGAUGAGAAGGAUGAAUUAUGAUAUAGAAAUUCUCAUUGCUGGCCUACAUUUGCUUGGUGUUCAAACCCAGGUAGAAGGAGGAGUUGUAAAGUUGCUAGAAAUGAACGCAUAUUCUCUAUUAUUAGACAUUUUGACAUUUGAGGGACAAGGUUCUGAAUUAAAUGAAGUUUUGGUAGCAUCCCUAAGAUGUAUGCGUAGACUUAUCACAAGUGCAGAAAUGGUGUAUCUCCUUUGCAGCCAGGAUGGCCUCAAGACCAUAAUAAAUUUGGCGGUGAAGGCAGAAUCACAAUCUUCUGUAAUAAUUGAGUGCUGUCGUCUAUUGCUUGGUAUGUUGGCUUUAACUGGUGGAACCGCUGAAACAGAUGCACCAGCUUGGGAGAAUAUUGGACUCGAACGUGAUAAUAUAGACGCUAUAAUUAGGGUGAUUUGUUUCACUUCUGGAAUGGAAAAUGCGAAAAAAAUGGCCAGAUUGCAAAGAAUUUUGAUGAGUGUUGUUUGUUACUUUUUGUCUUGUGGCAUUGGAGGUGAAGCCCUUGCAGUCAAUGGGUUUUCUGGCAUUUUGGAAUCGUACCUUGCCAACUUUGGAACUUCCUAUAGAAAUUUUAUUGUUUCUACCGUGACUUUGGAAAAUGUAUUCCUGUUAUCCACUGAUUUGCGUAAUAAUAUUGUAACCAGAGAUGUUAUAAAAAAGUACAAGGACGCAGUUGGAUACCUUCCUGUCAAGAAACCCGAAGAAAAGGCGUUUAAGGAGAGGUGCCAAAAGUUGCUUGAUGCUCUUUCCUCUUCUAGUGAAGACGUUAAGCUGGAGUCAACUGGUAAAUUUGACUUUGGUCUUUCUGGUUGGAGCGUGGACCCAUAUCCAAAUGGAACUCAAGACCUUCCUGAGGCAUCUAAGGAUGCGUUAAGAACUGGGGGUCGAUUCAAGGCAUUUUUGGAUGAAAAUGGUCCCCGUGUUGGUGUUAGAUGGCGAUCAACUCAGGAUCUUAACUUUCUUGAAUGGGGACGCGAAACGGAGGAGUUUCCGCAUCGUUUCCCUAUUUUACGUAUUAGAAAUAUUGCACGCGGCUUGAAGCAUCCUCUACUAGAAAAGGCGAACGCCAAACAGCCAAGAAAGGUGAAUGCGCAAAAUUGUUUCUGUAUCAUUGCAUCUGCUACAGAAGAGUUCCCAGAUGGGUGUACAAUACCUGUAAAGUGCAAGACACUUAAGGAGAGAGAAGCACUUGUUGAACUUCUAAUUCAAUGGAGAGAUGCUGCAUCUUACAAUUGA
Theileria equi strain WA is the source of this 7737-nucleotide messenger RNA. RefSeq lists its product as hypothetical. Lineage: Eukaryota; Apicomplexa; Aconoidasida; Piroplasmida; Theileriidae. Bases 1 to 7737 code for a protein of 2578 amino acids. The transcript has a single exon. The record is from RefSeq and is a predicted model, not a curated record.